AUGGCCAACACAGCAACGGCCGGCAGCAACACCGACAACAACACCACGAGCAAUCACAAACCAGAUGUCGUAGAAUACGACAUGCACCACGAUAAUUACGACCGGGACACGGCGCUGCGUCGGCUACGCACCGCAGGGAGCCUGACGAUCACGCCGGAGCUGUUCGAGAAGAUCUACCUCUCCCCAAAGAACCGGGUGUCGAACAAUAUCCGUUCGACAGUCGGGAAUCCGACACCGCUGGCUCUUUGUGGCUUCUUGCUCUCUCUCAGUCCUCUUUGCAACAUCCUCCUUGGUUGGAGAGGAUCAGGCGGCUCGGGAGCUGCUGAAGUCGGCGUAUAUUACUUCUUCGGAGGCCUGUUGAUGAUCAUUGGAUCGGUCCUCGAGUUCAUAUUGGGCAACACGUUCCCGUUUGUGGUGUUUGGGUCAUUCGGCGCCUUUUGGCUCAGCUGGGCUGCAACAUUGACACCCUUCUACCACGCCUCGAUUGCUUACGACCCAACCCGGCCAGCGACCAGCAGCAUGAACCCGACAUUUGCGAACACGUUCGCCUUCUUCAUGAUCUACAUGGGCGUGCUCUGCUUCAUCUACCUCGUCUGCGCUCUGAGGACCAACAUCUGUUUCGUGCUCAUCUUCCUGUCGCUCGUCCCAGCGUUCGGCCUGAUGGCUGCCGUGUACUGGAAGCUUGCCGAGGGAAAUGCCGCAGUGUCUUUGGAGUGCCAGCACGCCGCCGGCGGGUUGCUCUUCGCGGUCUGCCUGCUGGGCUGGUACCUCCUUACAGCUCAGUUAUUGGCCGCCGUGGACUUUCCCCUGAAUGUCCCCGUCGGUGAUCUCGGCCAUUUGGUCAAAGGCGCCAGUGAGAGAGCUGCUCGCAAGGAGGAGAGGAAGCAUUCAAGUGAGUAG
Cladophialophora bantiana CBS 173.52 is the source of this 900-nucleotide messenger RNA. RefSeq lists its product as uncharacterized. The transcript is spliced from 3 exons. The record is from RefSeq and is a predicted model, not a curated record. The coding region runs from base 1 to 900 and encodes 299 amino acids. Gene Ontology annotation, molecular function: acetate transmembrane transporter activity. Gene Ontology annotation, cellular component: plasma membrane. NCBI's taxonomy places the organism in Eukaryota, Fungi, Ascomycota, Eurotiomycetes, Chaetothyriales, Herpotrichiellaceae.